Molecule: messenger RNA, 348 nt
Organism: Drosophila rhopaloa
Lineage: Eukaryota; Metazoa; Arthropoda; Insecta; Diptera; Drosophilidae
Exons: 1
Coding region: 31-258 (75 amino acids)
Source: RefSeq, a predicted model, not a curated record
UCUUCUUAGACCAUUUCGAUUCGCAGAGCUAUGAAGAUCUCCCUGAUAAACCUCUGCAUUGUAACGCUGGUGCUGCUGCUCUGCUGCUUCGCCGUGGAAACGGAAGCCAAGGCCAAGAAGUGUAAGGCCCCUCUCAAAUGGAACGCGAAGUUAAAGAAAUGCACGAAACCCAAAAAGGGGGGGCCGAAGAAGACAACUGCCGCAGGUGGCUCAACGGCAGCAGCAGAUGCUGCGGCCACGACUGCAGCUCCAGCUUAGAAACUUUCUUAAACGAUCCUGCAUGAGUCAAUAAAAGGGAAGAGGAAGGGAAUUCCACUUGAGGCGGGAAAAUGGAACCCUAUUGGCUAA